This is a messenger RNA of Asparagus officinalis (garden asparagus), 3165 nucleotides long. RefSeq names its product SCY1-like protein 2. NCBI's taxonomy places the organism in Eukaryota, Viridiplantae, Streptophyta, Magnoliopsida, Asparagales, Asparagaceae. The transcript has 14 exons. Gene Ontology annotation, biological process: protein phosphorylation. Gene Ontology annotation, molecular function: protein kinase activity; ATP binding. The record is from RefSeq and is a predicted model, not a curated record. The coding region runs from base 181 to 2877 and encodes 898 amino acids.
CACCAACUCACUUGUCUCGCCCCCUUACCUUCCUCCGCGAGACAUCCUACCGCUUCCCCUGUCGAGAUCCAAAAAACAACCACCACCGUCACCACCACCACCAAAGCGAAGUCCUCUUCCUCAGAUGGCCGUCAAACCCUAGCCUUUUAGCCCUAAAAAUACCCCAAAAUUACCGCAACCAUGGCCCUCAACAUGAAAACCCUAACCCAAGCCCUCGCAAAGACCGCUGCCGUCAUCGAGAAAACAGUCCAAACAUCGAUCCAAGAGGUCACCGGCCCUCGCCCUCUCCAAGACUACGAUCUCCUAUAUCAAGUGGGCUCCGGUGGUCCGGGCCUCUGCUGGCGCCUGUACUCGGCCCGGCCUCGAUCCUCGGCCCCGUCGACGCAGUAUCCUCUCGUUUGCGUGUGGAUUCUGGACAAGAGGUCGUUGUCGGAGGCUAGGGUUAGGGCUGGGCUCUCGAAGGCGGUUGAAGAUGGGUUCUUUGAGAUGGUUAGGGCUGAUGCGGGGAGGUUAGUGAGGAUUCGGCAUCCGGGGGUUGUGCAUGUCGUGCAGGCGUUGGAUGAGAGUAAGAAUGCGAUGGCGAUGGUGACGGAGCCAUUGUUUGCUUCGGUGGCUAAUGCGAUUGGGGAUUUGGGGAAUGUUGAGAAGAUUCCUAAAGAGCUCAAGGGGAUGGAAAUGGGGAUUUUGGAGGUCAAACAUGGUCUUCUACAAAUUGCAGAAUCAUUAGACUUUCUUCAUAAUAAUGCCCGUCUUAUUCAUCGAGCUAUUUCUCCCGAGACGGUCUUUAUUACUUCGGGCGGAGCUUGGAAGCUAGGGGGGUUUGGAUUUGCCAUUUCCAUUGACCAGGCUUCAAGUGGUUCAAUCUCCAUGCCACCAUUUCACUAUCCGGAAUAUGAUGUUGAAGAUUCUAUUCUACCUCUUCAACCGUCAUUAAACUACACUGCCCCCGAACUGGUCCGAAGUAAGGCACUUUCUGGUGGAUGUUCUUCUGACAUGUUCAGUUUAGGGUGUCUUGCAUACCAUCUUGUUGCUCGCAGGCCUCUUUUGGAUUGUCAUAACAAUGUUAAAAUGUAUAUGAAUACAUUAACAUACUUGUCAAGUGAUGCUUUCUCUAUGAUUCCUUCGGACUUGGUUGGGGACUUGCAAAUGAUGUUAUCUUUGGAUGAAGCUUCUAGACCAAAUGCUUUGGAUUUCACAGGUUCUUCAUUUUUCCGGAAUGAUACUAGGUUGCGCGCUCUUCGAUUCCUAGACCAUAUGCUUGAAAGAGAUAAUAUGCAGAAAACUGAGUUUCUAAAGGCAUUAUCUGAUAUGUGGAAGGACUUUGAUUCUCGUGUACUGCGGUACAAGGUGCUUCCACCUCUUUGUGCUGAGCUCCGAAACAUGGUUAUGCAACCAAUGAUUUUGCCAAUGGUCCUUACAAUUGCAGAGUCUCAGGAUAAAACUGAUUUUGAGGUUUCGACUCUGCCUGCACUGGUUCCAGUCUUAAGUUCUGCCUCAGGUGAUACACUUCUGCUGCUUGUGAAGCAUGCCGAACUCAUUAUUAACAAGGCUAGCCAAGCGAACCUGAUAUCACAUGUUCUUCCUUUUCUUGUUCGAGCUUAUGAUGAUACUGAUGCUCGUAUGCAAGAAGAGGUUUUGCGGAGAACCGUACCCCUUGCAAGACAACUUGACAUGCAGCUUGUGAAGCAAGCUAUCUUGCCUCGUGUCCACAGCUUAGCUCUGAGAACAACAGUUGCUGCGGUGCGGGUGAAUGCUUUGCGCUGUUUAGGUGAUUUGGUUUCAUCUCUUGACAAACAAGCUAUAUUGGACACCUUGCAAACAUUGCAACGUUGUACUGCUGUGGACCGCUCUGCACCUACUCUUAUGUGCACUUUGGGAGUUUCAAAUGCAAUUUAUAAACAGUGUGGCAUAGAAUUUGCUGCAGAGCAUGUCCUUCCACUCCUUUUCCCUCUGCUCACCACACCACAACUAAGUGUUCAGCAAUUCGCAAAGUACAUGCUCUUUGUGAGGGAUAUUUUGAGGAAGAUCGAAGAAAAAAGAGGUGUGAGUGUGACUGACGCUGGUCCUCCUGAGGUUAGAGCCUCAUCUUCAGCGACCAAUGGGCUUCAUUCUGAACCAAUUCAAAAGGUGAGCAUGCCAAUCUCUUCAUCAAAGAGUAGUACGGGGUGGGAUGAAGAUUGGGGCGCAAUAACUAAGGGAACGACCACUCCUUCUGUUCCUUUGGAACCAAAUCUUGAAACUAUGCUACCAUUGCCGAUUCCACAGCCUUCAGUGAUUCCUACACCUUUAUCAUCUUCUACAUCCACUGUGAGCCAACAAUCUCCAUCAUGUAGCCCUGUCAAUAUCGAGUGGCCACCUCCCAUUUCUUCUACUGCCUUGACUUCCCAAUUGAAUGCUGAUGAGAAAAAGAACCAGAACUCUGGGGGGCUUUCUGAUAAUAGUUUUGACGAUUUAGACCCUUUUGCCAAUUGGCCUCCCAAGCCAAGCAAUUUAUCCGACAGUAGUCAUGCAGUAUCAGGAACAAACACAAAUGGGUCAGACUUUGGAAGGUACAAUAACCCAAUUGGAGUAUCAAAUACUUACCGGGGGAGCUCAGUUUCAAAUCAAGGCAAUUCGACAAGUAUUGCAAGUUCAAACUCAGCUUUGGGUAUGGGUUAUGCAAAUGCAAGCAGUAAAGCUAAAAGUGCUGGGCAUCUUGGAUCAAUAUUUGCCUCGGCAAAUAGUGGGAACCCUACACCUAGACUUGCCCCACCUCCGACUAGUGCUAUCGGUAGAGGCAUGGCUAAUGUUGGGAGAGGAAGGGGUAGAAACCAAGCAUCUAGGUCUAGUCAUGCCAAAGGAUCCACAGAGCAACCUCCCCUUUUGGAUUUACUUUGAAACUAUAUACACACAGAAACUGCUUUAAAGAAAUCAUUCUGUAGGAAGAGCAUCAUGCACAUAUCUGUGUCUUGAGGAUCAUGGAGAGUGUUGAUUUUCCUUCACAACAAGCCCCAUGGCCAGUGUUGGUGAGGUUCAUUUAUACAAACUUUUUGUGGGAGUGCUGGUUGUCAUAUAUUUGUGUAUUCUUUUUUAAUUGGCCCUAGCAUCUUUUGCUGAGGUCAUUGGAGACAAUAAAAUCAGUAUGUGUAAAUUAGUCUUUCGCUGUAAACUUGUGGGCUGUAGUCA